Molecule: messenger RNA, 3292 nt
Organism: Vitrella brassicaformis
Lineage: Eukaryota; Vitrellaceae
Source: the annotation of a GenBank genome assembly
UGCACAGCUUCAGAUUCACACAUAGAUAAACGCACACAUUCACACACACGCAAGUCAGCCAGUCGAUAGAGAAAAGGCGAACAGACACUGUGUCCGUCAUUCCACCGACCAGCUACUAUAUACAUAUACACACACACUCACAAGGGCAUGGCGGCGCUCAGUUUGAAUGCGCCCAUCCCAUCCGUGUGGGACGAAACCGUGUGUGUGCACACCAACGGCAAGACAAACGCACCCCUCCCACAAAAACAUGGCCUUCCUGGCUGCAAACGACGUCAGCCAAGAAAGCGCUUCUCUGCCCUUUACACGGCCCACACACAUACACACUCACGCGCAUUGAUGCACUCCAUUUACGUCACUGUCAGCCCAUAGUGCGAGUGCUGGUGGAUUGUGCCUUGGUGUGUGUGGGGUGUGUGGGGUGGGCCGCAUUAACCGGCACACAGCAGCAAACAUCCAUCCACUAUUGAGCAAAAAAAGUGCCGGCAGCGAAGCUACGUGCUGUGGUGUCUUCCUACAUGCGAUCGACAGACAGCCUGACGACACACACACAUACACAGGAUGAGGGCGAUGGAUGCACUGCGCUGCCUUUUCACGCCUCACCCUCUAAGAGCGACGAAUUGCAGUCAGGAGAGUCCCCCACCGUUCCGUCUCGUGUGUGUCGAUGAUAAAGUUAUCGCCGACCUUCGUGCCGGUGGUGAGGAGCUGCUGAAUGGCGGCGCGGGCGGUGCUGCCGCCAUCCACAUACAGCAUCACCGUCAAACGCUCCAGGCCCCGCACGCCAUCCACGAUGGACGAGAUGCCGUCACGGAUGCGCUUGGCAGCAGCAGAGGCCUCCAACCCAUCGGGCACUGAGGAAGGAGCAACGCACAGACGGCAGCAGUGCACACACAUAAGAUGAGCCGCCAGAAUCGUCUGUUCCGGUGCAUACCUGACGACCGCAUGAGUAUGCGGCCAAUCGACGGGAAGCUGUCCGGCCCCCAGCCGUCCAAUGCGCCCUCAGUGAGACUGACUACGACAUUGACACCUCCCACCGCCCUCCCCGCCCCCAGACCCUCCAAUACGCCGAUCCUGUCCCCUGAACUCACCUCUCGGCCGAAAUCCACCAGCUCCACCUCCCUGGGCAUCUUCUCUGCCAACAGCCGACCCGCAGCACCACCAAGAGCACUGUCGACAAACAGCUGUCGGGCUGUUGGCAACGGCUGCAGGUGGUCGAUGAUGGCGGGGUGGGGAGAGGGGGCGUUGGGAGGGAGGACGAAGCCAGGGGCGUUGCGGACAAUCACGGCCGUGACGUUGUCGAAUGUGAGUGUCUUGACGAUGUCGAUGGCCGCCUGGCUGGGGCUGUCGACGGGGUGGGUGAGGCUAUGCUGGCUGAUGGUGUAGUUGAUCUGUGUCGCCUCCUGUGCGGCCGCCUGGAUGGCAUUCAUGACGAGGGGCGAGGGGUUGGGGGGAAAGUCGUCGCUGUAGAAGAGCGACAGGUCGAAAGUAUGCACACGUCGGUACUCGAAGACGACUUCGGCGUCGACCCGGCAGCACGAGCUGUGGAGCGACUCGACGGACUGCAACAGGGGAAGGACGCUGCUGUCGAUGACGAAGAAGCCCAUGUCCACCGUCAGCCAAGUGAGCGACCGGCGGCAGCCACGCGAUGUGAGGACAUCCUAUAGCACACAGGAACGGCACACACACAUGUGGUGAUAUCACCGUCAAGGCCCGUCUGUCGCGUGCAUCUAUUGCUGGCUGAGUUACCUUCAAUCUGUCCACCGCUGCACGGGCCUUGUCAACAUCGAAGGACAGCUCGAUGGUGCCGAUGCUCUGCAGACCUGCAAGUGGCCCUCUCUGCCAGGCCGCUGCCUUGGGAAUACGCCCAAACAUCGCCGCCCACUGCUCACCCGGCAGCCGGUGACCGCCCACGCGCUGCAGUGACUGUGACGAGCAGAUGAGGCGGCCCAGCUCAUCGGCCCCCCACUCGUGCUGCUCCACGCGCUGUAGUGAUGGCAUCCGCCAGUCUCUGCUCGCCAGGUCGCGAUGAGCGAAGCGGAGGCCGGUGAUGGUCGUGAGCGCAUCGAGCGAUGGGGGCGGGACGAGAGGCGCGAUCUGGUCAGGGCAGAGCUGCUGCCGUCGGCGGACGGUACUCAUCUCCCUCUUAGCCAAUCGCACGCCUUCCAAUGUGAUGGUCCGCAGGGAGCCGCCCUGCAUGUUGGCCGCUCUCCGGCCGGCAACAUGGCCCUCGAUCACGGUGAUGAAGACGUCAACGCACCACAGAGGCGUCAUCACAGGAUAGCGGAACGUAAUCGUCGUCAGGCGAGUGAGUUUGUUGGCCCAUUGGGUGACGAGAGCGAGAGGGACCCGCUGCCACACCGACCGCUCGUUGCUGUCGGUGCUGUCGAUGGUGAGGUGUGUGUGUGUGGGCGCUGCGUGGUCCCAGGCCGUGGUGGACAGCAGGCCGAGCAGAUAGAGGGGCAGAAAGGCCGUGAUGCAGUUGACAAGACCAGGCUGCACAAAGGCAAAGACACACAGAGAGCGACACUAGUGAGAUGUCAGGUGCUUCAUUCAGACUGACUGAGUCAUUUGCUCUACCGUGUCUGCGAUGGUCUGCCUGAGUUCCCUCUCCCUCUCUGCGCGUCGCUGAUCCUCAUCGCUUGCAGCAGUUGCAGAUGUGGCCUGUCAUCACACACACACGAUUGACAAACAAACAAUCACCCACUCAUUCACGCGGCCUCACCUGCCGGCCGUCAUCUCCAGCGACAGCAGCAGGAGCAGACAUUCUCCGUCAGUCAGUGUGAAGCAAGCAGCAGUCGAGCGACGAAUGUCACUGUUGCCUGAUACCAGCUCUAACAAGUCUGCUUCGUCCGAUUUACAGACUCGCCUUCCCUCUCGUGACGGAGCGAUGGUAUCGACAGGAGAGUUGGUCGGAGAAGAUGCUCACUCUGUUCACCGACCCCCCUGGCGGCAGCAUCGGCGAUGUGCAGGACCAUUUCUACCACUUCUUCAGCGACAGAAGCGACGCACACCCCGCGGAGAUCCAGUUUGUCGGAAAGCCUGUCAUUGCUAACCGCUCAGUUCCCAUCAGGUCUUUCUUCCAGGCGCACGAGGGUGCUGUGCGAAAAGGCCGGUGAGGACCUUUCCUGUAGUUAGCUGAAUAGAGGAUCUGCUGGGCGGUAAGUCCCAGAGUAAGAGUGCUUUUACUUUAAUAAGACCGAUGGACUGGCCAAUCAGUCAAUGUUGUUUCUGUUCAUGUAUGGCAUCAUGAAGGGUGGUCAACACAGAUCUCACUUCGAUGAUGGCUGAUAAGAUCGUG